Messenger RNA from Benincasa hispida (wax gourd), 738 nucleotides. Lineage: Eukaryota; Viridiplantae; Streptophyta; Magnoliopsida; Cucurbitales; Cucurbitaceae. The record is from RefSeq and is a predicted model, not a curated record.
AUGGACUAUGUUUCCAAAUGGAUGGAAGCAAAUACCACUAUUAUUGAUGAUGCUAAAAUGGUUGCAGGUUUCUUGAAGACUUACAUUCUAUGUAGGUUUGGUUUCCCUAAGGCAAUCAUCAGCAACCAAGGAUCACACUUUUGCAAUCGAGUCAUUGCUUACUUGUUGAUGAAGUACGGUGUACAACAUCACAUUGCCACCCCAUACCACCCUCAAACUAAUGAGCAGACAGGGGUGUCCAAUAGGGAAGUGAAGAUUAUUUUGAAGAAAAUGGUCAAUCUAGGAAGGAAGGUUGGAGCCUUCGACUUGACGAUGCUUUAUGGGCUUACAAUAGUCAAGAAGUGCAACUGGGAUUUAGAGGUAGCUGGGGAUGCCAGACUUUUACAGCUUCAGGAGUUGGAAGAGCUCAUGUUAGAAUCUUUUGACAAUUCUCUGAUCUACAAGCAAAGAGCAGAAGAUUUUCAUGACAAGAUGAUUGCACCCAAGGAGUUUCAGGUAGAGCAAAAGGUACUUCUAUACAACUCUAGGCUGAAGUUUAUGCCUGAAAAACUCCAAUCCAAGUGGCUUGGCUCAUUUGGCGUUUCUCACGUUUAUCCUUAUGGUGCAGUAGAUAUCAUUAAUCUUGAAACAAGGAAAGUUUUAAAAGUAAAUGGGCACAAGUUGAAGGUCUUCCAUGAUGGUGAGUCUUUGGAUUGCUUUGAUAUCGCCUAUCGGUUGGACUCACUAGUUCACAUCUGA